CUUUGCCCUGGUUGUCACAACUAUCAACACCGUUGUCAAUUUUGACUAAUUCUUAUCAGUAGCUUGUCAAAAUCUAAUAUCAAGUACGUAAACGUACCCCCCCCCCCCAUACACACUCUCUUUUUAUGAAUGGUUGAAUCCUCAUUAUCGCAUACAUAAAUAUACGCUGUGGUCUUUUGUCUACCAAAGAACAUUCUCUCUGUGUCAGUAGUAACUCAGUAUAAUUCUAAGAAAUAAUGGCAGAUAUUUCUGUGGAAGCUCCUCCGUCAUCUGGCGAUGCCAUGGACGGAGCACCGAAACCUAAAACAGCUGCCCAGCUGAAAAAAGAAGCCCAAAAGCAGGCUAAACUUGAGAAAUUCAAAGCUAAGCAAGAGAAAUUACAGGCCAAGAAAGAUGACAAUAGCGAGAAGAAAAAAGAAAAGAAGGUAAAAGACCGGGCCAUUAUAACCUAUGAUAUUCAAACGCCAAAGGGCGAGAAAAAAGAUACCAAAUGUCCUAUGCCAGAUGCAUACAGCCCACAGUAUGUGGAAGCUGCUUGGUAUGACUGGUGCGUUAAAUGUGGCUAUUUCAAGCCAGAAUAUGCUUUAUCUCAAAACAAAGGAGGUCCACCACCUGAAAAAUUCAUUAUGGUCAUUCCUCCACCAAAUGUAACUGGUUCCCUUCAUUUAGGCCAUGCUUUAACUAAUGCUGUUGAAGAUACCAUAACAAGAUGGCAUCGCAUGAACGGUAAAGCAACGCUGUGGAACCCUGGUUGUGACCAUGCAGGUAUUGCUACACAAGUUGUGGUGGAGAAGAAAAUUUUUAAAGAACAGGGUAUCACUCGACAUGAACUUGGUAGAGAAAACUUUCUAAAAGAAGUAUGGAAAUGGAAAAAUGAGAAAGGAGACAGAAUUUAUCACCAGCUGCGGAUGUUGGGUAGCUCUCUGGAUUGGGACCGCGCUUGUUUUACCAUGGACCCUAAAUUGUGCCGUGCUGUCACUGAAGCCUUUGUCCGUUUGCAUCAAAAGAAAUUGAUUUAUCGCAGUGUCAGACUUGUAAAUUGGUCUUGUUCUUUGAAUUCUGCUAUUUCAGAUAUUGAGGUAGAUAAAAAAGAAAUAAGUGGACGUACUUUCCUUGCUGUACCUAACUAUAAAGACAAAGUUGAAUUUGGAGUUCUUGUCUCAUUUGCCUAUCCUGUAGUAGACUCAGAUGAAAAAAUAAUUGUUGCUACAACACGUGUUGAAACAAUGCUGGGAGACACAGCAGUUGCUGUCCACCCUGAUGAUGAACGUUACAAACACCUUCAUGGGAAAUUUGUCCAGCAUCCAUUUCUUGAAAGACGCCUUCCAAUUGUAUGUGAUGACUUUGUUGAUCGAGAGUUCGGAACAGGUGCUGUAAAAAUCACACCAGCCCAUGAUCACAAUGAUUAUGAAGUUGGUAAACGACACAGUCUCCCAUUUGUGACCAUUAUAGACGAAGAAGGAAACAUAACAAAUGAUUGUGGACAAUUUUCAGGCAUGAAACGAUUCGAUGCUAGAAAAGCAGUGACACAAGCUUUGAAAGAUAAAGGCCUCUAUGAAGGUUCUGUUGACAACCCCAUGGUUGUACCAACAUGCAGUCGUUCAAAAGAUAUUAUAGAACCCCUUCUAAAACCACAGUGGUAUGUUGAUCUCAAAGACAUGGCUGCUCAAGCUGUUAAAGAUGUCAAAGAAGGCAAUCUGAAGAUUAUACCUGAUAUGCAUAAAAAAACUUGGUAUCGUUGGUUAGAGGAUUCAAGGGAUUGGUGCAUAUCUCGGCAGUUGUGGUGGGGACAUAGAAUCCCAGCUUAUUUUGUCACAGUUAAUGAUCCCAAUGUACCAGAAGGCUUGGGUACUGAUGAUAAGUACUGGGUGAGCGGUCGCACUGAAGAUGAAGCUAAGCAAAAUGCUGCAGAACGUUUCAAUGUAUCUGUGGAGAAGAUUUCUCUUAAACAAGAUGAAGAUGUACUCGACACCUGGUUUUCAUCUGGUAUUUUCCCAUUCUCCAUAUUUGGUUGGCCAGAUGAGACACCUGAUCUCCAAGCCUAUUAUCCUGGUACUUUGUUGGAAACUGGACAUGAUAUCUUGUUCUUCUGGGUUGCUCGUAUGGUGAUGAUGGGUAAUGCACUCCUUGGAAAACUACCAUUCAAAGAGGUAUACCUUCAUGCUAUGGUUCGUGAUGCUCAUGGACGUAAAAUGAGCAAAUCUCUUGGCAAUGUUAUUGAUCCUUUGGAUGUUAUUACUGGAAUCAGUCUUCAGGGUCUCCAUGAUCGACUGAAAGACAGUAAUUUGGAGGAAAAAGAAGUUUCAAAGGCCAAGUCUGGUCAGAAAGCUGAUUACCCUCAAGGUAUUCCUGAAUGUGGUACUGAUGCUUUAAGGUUUGCCCUUGUGUCAUACACUUCUCAAGGGCGCGACAUUAAUUUAGAUGUUUUGAGAGUUCAAGGUUAUCGCUUCUUCUGCAAUAAACUUUGGAAUGUAACCAAAUUUGCAUUGUCAGCUCUUGGAGAAAGUUUUGUACCAUCACCUGUAAAAGAGAAUCAAGGAAGUCUUAUGGACAAAUGGAUAUUGAGUCGUCUUUCAGAAGCUGUUAUAUUGUCAACAUCUGGAUUUGAGAAUUAUGACUUCCCAACUGUUACCACUGCUAUUUACAAUUUCUGGUUGUAUGAGCUUUGUGAUUGGUAUGUGGAAAGCAUAAAACCAAUUUUAUAUGGAUCAGAUGAUGAAGCUAAAACUAUUACAAGCAAUAUUCUUUUUACGUGUCUUGAUGUUGGUUUAAGACUUCUCCACCCAAUUAUGCCAUAUGUUACUGAAGAAUUAUUUCAAAGAUUACCUGGAGAAAACAAGAAAGAUAAGACAAGUAUUUGUGUACAUCCUUAUCCUACGACAAAAGAAUGUGACUACCGGUAUCCAGAUAUUGAGAAGAAUGUAGAGUUUAUGCAGUCUGUUGUAAAGAGUGUCAGAUCAAUGAGGGCUGACUAUAAUUUGACUAAGACAAAAGCUGAUGUUUACCUAAAGUGUUCCGAUGAAGAAAGUGCCAAUAUUUUGAAAUCGUUUGUUGACAUUAUUGCCAACCUGGCCUCAAGUGAUAAUGUAAAUAUACUUAUCAACCAAGAACCUCCAACUGGUUGUGCCAUGAUUACCGUAUCAGCCAAAUGCGAAACUCACUUAAUGCUAAAGGGUCUUAUUGAUAUUAACAAAGAAAUCUCUAAGCUGGAAGGCAAGAAAGAGAAACUUAAUUCUCAACUAAACAAACUAAAUGAAAGUAUUCAGAAACCUGAUUAUGAAACAAAAGUUCCAGAAGAAGUUAGGAAACAAAAUACUUCAAAGGUGUCUGAACUCUCUGCUGAAGUUGAAAAACUGACAAAAGGGAUUAGUGCACUGAUGACAAUGCAGUAAGCUGCUUUUUCUGGUCUUGGGUCCUGGAAAUAUUUCUACUUUUCUAAUGACAUGACAAAGCUUAAUCAUAAACAAUCAUUCAGGAAGAAAAAUUUGAAGAAGAUAUUCUAUUGCUUUUCAUUGUCUAGUAUGGCAAUCAUUUUUGGUUUAUGGACACAAAAACUGUUAUAAUUUGAAAUUACUUUCAUACACCCAAGUACUGCUUAAACAAAUAUAUUCACUCCUACCAACUUGUUUCAAAAGUAACUCUCACAUAUUUUAAAUUAACUCAUUUUAAUUUUAUUU
Octopus sinensis (East Asian common octopus) is the source of this 3677-nucleotide messenger RNA. RefSeq names its product valine--tRNA ligase. Lineage: Eukaryota; Metazoa; Mollusca; Cephalopoda; Octopoda; Octopodidae. Bases 237 to 3392 code for a protein of 1051 amino acids. Gene Ontology annotation, molecular function: valine-tRNA ligase activity; aminoacyl-tRNA deacylase activity; ATP binding. Gene Ontology annotation, biological process: valyl-tRNA aminoacylation. The record is from RefSeq and is a predicted model, not a curated record. Gene Ontology annotation, cellular component: cytoplasm; cytosol. The transcript is spliced from 28 exons.